AUGGCCGACUUCCUCUCCCACACCCACAGGAGGGGGAGUAGGUUCGGCCAGAUGGCUCCCCAGUCUCGGCCAGGUGGUGAGGGUGGUGGUGGGGAUGUGUCUUUGGGUGACGCCAGGAUGGGAGAGAGGAGAGGAGUCAGCUGGAAAGCUGAGAAGGCCAUGUGGACAUGUCCACUAUAUUCUGUACCUUUCUUUAGAACAGAUCCAUAUGCCAAAAUACAAAGGAUAAUUGAAAUUAUAAAGGCUUCAACCUCCAAGGUGAUUGUUACUUUCCUUUCCCGUCCAGAUUUGAAUGUGCUGCUACGAGAGUUUUCCUACCAUAACUUGUCUGGGUAUCAGUGGGUAGGCACUGAGUCUUGGAUAUUUGAUUCACAAACUGCAGAAAUGGACAUACAUCACAUACUGGAUGGUGCCAUAGGUCUUUCCAUUCCCAUAGCACAUGUCAGUGGCCUAAGAAAUUUCAUACUGACUGAGAAGCCACUGAAUUCGUCUAAUAAUGAACUGUUUACCGAGUUCUGGGAGACACUAUUUAGUUGUAAGUUCAAGGACUUGAAGUCAUCAGCAGACAUUCAGAGAGAGUGUACUGGACAUGAAGAUGUGACUGGAGUUCAAAAUAGCUUCAUUGACAUGUCUCUCAUGCCUAUCUUUAACAAUGUCUACAAAGGAGUGUAUGCAGUGGCCCAUGCACUUCACAAUAUCCUCAGUUGUAACAAAACAUGUAACAAAAAUGUGCAGCUAGAUCCAUUCAUGAUUCUACAACACAUACGAAAGAGUCACUUCACAACAAAGGAAGGAGAUGAGGUUUAUUUUAAUGAGAAUGGAGAUCCAGCAGCAAAGUAUGACAUUAUUAACUGGCAGCCAAGAAAAAAUGGAAUUGCGGAGUUUGUAACAGUUGGUCUGUAUGAUACAUCAUUAGCUGUAGAAAAACAGCUACAUCUGCAAAGCAAGGCUUUAAUUUGGGCAAGAAACUCAAAGCAGGUGCCUUUGUCAGUUUGCAGUGAGAAAUGUCCCCAAGGAACACGCAAGGUUCUCCAGAAAGGAAGGCCUGUUUGCUGCUAUGACUGUAUAAGAUGUGCAGAGGGAGAAAUCAGCAACGUUACAGAUUCUGUCACCUGUGUGAGAUGUCUACCUGAGUUUUGGUCAAAUGAAAGAAGAGAUGCCUGUAUAAAGAAGGAAGCAGUGUUUCUAUCACAUGAAGACAUUAUGGGUGCACUGCUCACUGCAGCAUCUUUAUUCGGAGCAUGCAUGACGAUUGGUGUGAUUCUUAUUUUCUUCAAGUACAGGAAAACUCCUAUUGUCAGGGCAAACAACUCUGAACUGAGCUUCCUGCUGCUCUUCUCCUUAAUUCUGUGUUUUCUGUGUUCUCUGACCUUCAUUGGUCAGCCCUCUGAUUGGUCCUGUAUGCUCCGGCAUGUAGCAUUUGGCAUCACCUUUGUCCUUUGUAUCUCUUGUCUUCUGGGAAAAACUAUGGUUGUUUUAAUGGCCUUCAGAGCUACACGUCCAGGUAGUAAUGUUAAAAAAUGGUUUGGGCAGACACAGCAGAGACUCUGUGUUACGGCAUUUACUCUUAUUCAAGUUAACAUAUGUAUCAUUUGGUUAACAUUUUCUCCUCCUUUUCCAUUUAAGAAUUUUAAGGAAAUUAAAGACAAGAUCACAUUGGAGUGUGCUCUUGGCUCAGUUGUGGGCUUUUGGGCUGUGCUUGGUUAUAUAGGACUUCUGGCUAUUUUAUGUUUUAUUUUUGCAUUUUUAGCUCGAAAGCUCCCCGAUAAUUUCAACGAAGCCAAGUUUAUCACUUUCAGCAUGCUGAUAUUCUGUGCAGUAUGGAUUACAUUUAUCCCAGCAUAUGUCAGCUCUCCUGGUAAGUUCAGUGUUGCUGUAGAAAUAUUUGCUAUACUUGCUUCCAGUUUUGGACUGCUAAUUUGCAUCUUCAUACCCAAAUGUUAUAUAAUCCUAACGAAACCAGAGAAGAAUACAAAGAAAUACAUGAUGGGGAAGAAGGCACCAAAUUCACUCUGA
Molecule: messenger RNA, 2016 nt
Organism: Neolamprologus brichardi
Lineage: Eukaryota; Metazoa; Chordata; Actinopteri; Cichliformes; Cichlidae
Source: RefSeq, a predicted model, not a curated record